This is a messenger RNA of Rubroshorea leprosula, 1530 nucleotides long. The record is from the annotation of a GenBank genome assembly. Lineage: Eukaryota; Viridiplantae; Streptophyta; Magnoliopsida; Malvales; Dipterocarpaceae.
GAACCUCGUGUUUUCCAUUUUGAAGAAUUGGGGAGAGUUUUGAAACAAGAAUUGAAUUUUGAUUCAGAUUAGAUUUUUCUGCUAGCUGGAACGGGAAAACGGAUAUCACCAUUGCUGAAUUAAACAAUCUUGUAAUCUGACCAUGUCAAGCUACAUAUUCUAUCCUCAUAACAAAUACUACAAUGGGGAAAGUGAUACUGGAAAGCCGUGGACUAAAUUUUGAUGGAAAUCUUUUCUGGAGAUUACCUGGUGCUUUGUUUGGGUUUGCAUUAGUUUUUAAUAUUGGCUUUACCUUAGCCUUAAGUUUUUUGAAAGCUCCAAGAGCUUCUCGUGCCAUUGUUUCACAAGAAAAGCUUUCCCGUAUGCAAGGGAGAGAAGAUUUAUCUAAUUUUGCAACUAUGGAGGAAAAGGAUAUGAACUCUCACCCUAAUUUGAAAGAAUCAAGGAGAGGCAGGAUGGUUUUACCUUUUGAACCCUUAACAGUAGUAUUUCAGAAUCUGCAGUAUUAUGUCGAUGUGCCUUUGGAAAUGAGAGAAUGGGGGUUUGAUCAGGAAAAACUCCAACUUCUUUCAGAUAUUUCAGGUGCCCUCAGACCUGGAGUUCUUACAGCACUGAUGGGCAUUAGUGGAGCAGGGAAAACAACUCUUCUGGAUGUUCUUGCAGGGAGAAAAACUAGUGGGUAUAUUGAAGGGGAAAUAAAAAUUGGAGGCUACCCUAAGGUUCAAGAAACUUUUGUUAGGAUUUCUGGUUACCGUGAGCAAACUGACAUACAUUCCCCUCAACUCACUGUGGAAGAAUCUUUGAUUUUCUCUGCUUGGUUGCGUUUGGCCCAUGAAAUUGAAUCAAAAACAAAAGAUGAAUUCGUGAAUGAAGUCCUUGAGACCAUUGAACUUGAUGAAAUUAAGGAUGCAUUGGUUGGCAUCCCUGGGGUUAGUGGUCUAUCAACUGAGCAACGCAAGCGUCUUACAAUAGCUGUGGAGCUUGUUGCCAACCCUUCAACAAUCUUUAUGGAUGAACCUACUACUGGCUUGGAUGCACGAGCGGCAGCAAUUGUCAUGCGAGCAGUAAAGAAUGUAGUUGAUACAGGAAGAACAAUCGUGUGCACAAUUCACCAGCCAAGUAUAGAUACAUUUGAAGCCUUUGAUGAGGUGACACAUCUCUUUCUUUACCCAGAUUGUCAGUCAAAAGAGGAAAUGACAGGAUUCACUGGUGGUAAUAUGCACUGAAUUUUUGAUAGUGAGAGUUUCUUCUUUUGUGUAACUUUUGGAGAACUUACCUUAAUUAAUCUAUUGAAGGUUCAUCCAUGCAUAGGAAAUUCGUCAAAUGCUUAAUUUUCCAAGUCUUUCGCAAAUAUGGACAGGAAAAGUAGUUCUUGAACAAUUGAGUGACAAGAAUGUCAAACACUAGUCUCCAAAGUUCCAUUUAAAAGUUUUUGAUGUAGUGCUAUUUAGCAUAACUGACAUCUUUUCCAUUCAUUGUAGUUGAUUCUUUUGAAAAAUGGUGGUAGUGUAAUAUAUUUUGGACCAGUGG